GUCCAAUCAGAUGUCGUUUCGAAGCAGACUCCGCCCCCGGUAGAGAACGAGCGCCUGCUGUUUCAGUUGAUUUCAACAGGCCUGAUGCAAUGAGGUGUGAUUGAUGCUGCUGAUCUCGUUCAAUCAUACGGCGUCGCCAGCGUCAACAUUCAUAGAGUUUGUCUUCAGAAAGCUGAAUUGAUUAUUGCACACGUGUGUAUUGAGGACGAAGCACAACAGCAGGAUGGUGAAUGAGGGUGCUGGUGCCCCACGCAGUCGCAGGGGGUCUCAUAAGGUGAUUCCUUCAUCAGACCAGGAUGGCACAGGAGAGGUGUCCUGCCCCAGUAAUGGAACAGUGGAAGUGGAGCACAUUAUCAGCGCAAAACUACAGCUGAAGAAGAAAGCUGAGCAUUUGAAGGCAGACCUGAUGAGGCAGUUCGACACUCAAGUCAAUGAAUUCAUGGACAGUCUGAUAGAGGAGUCUGCCAGUCUGGGUUCGUCCCAUGUGAGCACAGUCUUUCCUCUCUCAGAUAAGGAGAAAAGCAAACUCAGGCAUACACGACCUUCCCAAAGCCAAAGCAAGCAGUUCGUUAUCCGUCGAUCCCUGUUAGAUGAUCUGUUUGAGGUGAACCACAUUCGCACCAUCUAUCACAUGUUCAUCGCCCUCCUCAUCCUCUUCAUCUUCAGCACGCUUGUCGUGGAUUUCAUCGAUGAGGGCAGACUGGUGCUUGAGUUUGAUCUGUUGGUGUACGCGUUUGGCCAGUUCCCCCUAGUGGUUGUCACGUGGAUGUGUAUGUUCCUGUCCACGCUUGUGGUUCCGUAUGUGUUGCUCAGUGUCUGGGCUAGUGUUUACCCCACGUCAAACCAUCGGGCCUUAUGGACAGUGCUGGCCGGUUCUCUCUUGCUGCUGUACCAGGGACUGUGUUUGGGUUUCCUGCCCACAUAUGUGGUGCUGAAGAACGGCCUUCCCCCUGCUUCAUGCUUCAUACUUAUUCUAGAACAGGUGCGCCUGAUAAUGAAGGCUCACUCUUUCAUCAGGGAAAAUGUGCCAAGAGUGCGAUCCUUAGAACGAAACAAAGCAAAUUCGUUAGAUGUACCUCAAUUCACCCAGUACAUUUACUUUCUCUUUGCACCCACCCUGAUAUACAGAGACAAUUAUCCACGAAAUCCAUGUAUUCGGUGGGGUUAUGUGGCUACAACGUUUUCGCAGGUGCUCGGCUGUUUGUUUUAUGCAUAUUACAUAUUUGUGCGGCUGUGUAUCCCUCAGUUCCGCAGUAUCAGUAUGCAGCUCUUUGACCUGAGGGCCAUGGUGUUGUAUGUCUUCAACUCUAUACUGCCAGGAGUGCUGGUGCUUUUCUUGGCAUUUUUUGCCUUUCUGCAUUGCUGGCUUAAUGCAUUUGCUGAAAUGCUACGGUUUGGAGACAGAAUGUUUUAUAAGGACUGGUGGAACUCCACUUCAUUUGCUAACUAUUACCGCACAUGGAAUGUUGUAGUACAUGAUUGGCUUUAUUACUAUGUCUACAGGGACUUCCUGUCGAUGACACAGAAGCGAUUCCGUGCAGCGGCCAUGUUGGUUGUUUUUACUGUGUCUGCUGUGGUGCACGAGUACGUUCUGGCCAUCUGCUUUGGCUUCUUCUAUCCCGUCAUGUUCUGCCUCUUCAUGUGCUUUGGAAUGGUGUUUAACUUCGUUCUUAACGACCGGAGAAAAGGGCCAAUCUGGAACGUGAUCAUGUGGACUGCACUGUUCUUGGGUCAGGGUGUUCUCAUCUGCCUGUACUCUCAGGAGUGGUACGCGCAGCGCUUCUGCCCCAUUCAAGAGCCUUCUUUCCUAGACUUGCUGAAGCCUCGAUCCUGGACUUGUACUCCACAGACUAACACUGCUGUAGAUGCUCACUAAAGCCACACCACCAGCCUUCAGAUGAAUCAGAUUUGUUCUGUAUUCUGGAACUUUUUUUUUUUUUUUAGCAUUCUAUAGGUAUUGCACUCUGACCAAAUGAAGUGAAAAGUGACAAGCUUACUCUAUAAUCAUGAGGACAAUGUUUUAUGAAGAGGCCUUAUAUAUUUCAUAUUUAUUAUAACAUCCAUAAUAGAAUGUAGAAUGUCUAUAAUGUGCAUUAUGAAAAUGUCUUUGUUUCCUUUCAAAUUCCUAGUUAGCAUUUGACAAUCUAUUUUAGGUUAUGUCUGAUCUGGCUAAAGAGAUUCUAUUUUUAGAAGCAUCUGUGAUGUUGAGAAGUUGAGUUGAGAUCAGAUUAUACAGUAAAUGUGUUUUGUUUACUGCCACUGCUUAGAUAGUGUUUGAUAUUGUGGUGUUAUUCCAGUACUGGAGAGGCCAUGGAAGAUUAUACAUGUGGUACAUUUUAACCUGGACUACACAAAAUUGUAGAAUGUUUACAAGCGGGGUUGUGAAUUCUAAAACCCCAGUGGAUUUAAAUUAUGUGCCAUACUGCUGUGAAACACAAAAAUAGUUUACUAAUUACAUUUUACUC
Molecule: messenger RNA, 2465 nt
Organism: Sinocyclocheilus anshuiensis
Lineage: Eukaryota; Metazoa; Chordata; Actinopteri; Cypriniformes; Cyprinidae
Gene: soat1
Product: sterol O-acyltransferase 1
Exons: 16
Coding region: 224-1876 (550 amino acids)
Biological process (GO): cholesterol metabolic process; cholesterol efflux
Cellular component (GO): endoplasmic reticulum membrane
Molecular function (GO): fatty-acyl-CoA binding; cholesterol O-acyltransferase activity; cholesterol binding
Source: RefSeq, a predicted model, not a curated record